Penicillium atrosanguineum is the source of this 2076-nucleotide messenger RNA. RefSeq lists its product as uncharacterized. The transcript has a single exon. Bases 1 to 2076 code for a protein of 691 amino acids. Lineage: Eukaryota; Fungi; Ascomycota; Eurotiomycetes; Eurotiales; Aspergillaceae. Gene Ontology annotation, molecular function: acetyltransferase activity; zinc ion binding; DNA-binding transcription factor activity, RNA polymerase II-specific. Gene Ontology annotation, biological process: regulation of DNA-templated transcription. The record is from RefSeq and is a predicted model, not a curated record.
AUGACAGCUGUCGCAAGUGCACCAGUCAUGAGCAAUCGUGAUUCCGGCACCGAGACGGGCACGGAACACAGCCCAUCUCGAUUUACGGCGGUGAAUGGCAGAGAUUCGACGGCCUCGGCUGCGGGGGCAAAUCCCACCCUCGGUACACAGAUGGAUGGCGAGGACCGAGACGCUCCGUCCGUUGCGAAUGAGAACCAGGACGCAUCGCCCCGGGAGAAUCCCAGUCACUCACAAAGGUCAUCACCAAUCGCUCACGCUCACGCUCACAAGCGCAAGCGCUCGGGCUCCGGUGAUCCCGAUUCCCAAGAUUCCCAGGAUGCAGACGGCUACGGACGAGGUUCUAUACCACGUCCCGGAGAGGCUCCGCCCGCCCGUUCGUCAUCGGCCUCAGAGAUCGAGGCGAGCAGCGCAGCGAUCGCCUCCGGUCGAUCCGAUACGAACGAGCCAUCUCAACCUCCGUCGAGUGGACCCUGGUCCGAUUACGAGUCGCGCCUCAUCAACCAGGCUCAACGGGCACAGCAGAUUGAUGCCUCGGAUGCACAGUUGGCGGAUGUGCUACAGCGAGAAGCGCAAGGUCAGGACCCACGAUCUCUGGGUCGUCCUACGACAUCUGCCAAUGUUCAGCCUGCACCAUCCUCCGCAUUUCCGGAGCGGUCGGCAAUUCAGGUAGCGCCGAAGAGGAAGCGCGUCUUCAGCAACAGAACCAAGACGGGCUGCAUGACUUGUCGCCGCCGGAAGAAGAAAUGCGACGAGCAGCAUCCUGCCUGUAAGUCUCUCCCCUCUCGGGAUCAAUGUUCGGGUUCUCCAAUCUCCAUACUGGUCAAAGGGCAGGAAGCUAAUCAGUUUCCUUCAGGUAACAACUGCACUCGUGGGGGGUUUCUCUGCGAAGGAUACUCUACGCGAACCCCGUGGCAGAAACCUUCCAGCUCCAAGGCACCCGUUCCCUUGCAGUCAAAAGAGGGAUAUCCCGAGAUCGGGAGUCAAUACUUACCAGAAGCAGCGCCAUCGCAUGACCGACCGCCUGCCGUGAUAGACCUUGCCGAGUCGCGGAAGAUGAAACCGAUCAUAUUAGAUGAUAUUGAGCGACCGAGCCAGCAGUAUAACACCAGCCCCACGGGCACAGCACCCAGCCAUACGUCGUGGACGAAGCGCGCAUGGCCUGGGCCAGGACCCGGUCAUCACCCGUAUUUGGCAGAAUCAGUUGCGAAACCCGAUUACCGAGAAAUCCCUCCGAUCCAUGAGCUCCCCCGGGAUGGACCGUCCAAACCAGACUAUCAGGUUGUGCCGCCCAUUCGGGAACUCUCCCAUGGAUCUCAUGCAAGACCUAGCAUGCCAAUGUUUCAGGCGGGGGAACAUCGACCACUUCCCUCGGUGACAAUGGAUACGAAUAGUCCACAGGCACAGGCGAGGAUGGCCUUGGGGAUAGAGAACCCCCUUUCCAACCGCGCCGCCGCCCCUGCGGAUGAUACCGAGAAGGGAAAAAUGACCCGAGGAGAAUAUUACCGACCAUUCGAUAUCCAGCUGGUGGAGGAUAGGGAUCGAUGCAAGUGUGCUUUGUCGCGGUUCAAUAAUGCAUGCAAUCCAAUCUAUGGGCUCAGCUCAAAGGAACAGAAUCGCCUGCUUAAAGAAGUCCUCGUUCCGCCAUCGAAUUCGGUCAGCUCUCCAACUGGCCCUUCUACACCUCGUCUCGUCGGCUCUAUCGGGCAAGGAACACUGGUUGAGUCCCCCUUUAGAUGCCACUACGGGUGGAACAUCAAUCUUGAGGCGGAUGUCAUGGUGUCGGAAAACUGCUUAUUUGUCGACGACGCUGCCAUCCAAAUCGGCUCCAAUACCUGGAUCGGUCCCAACGUGACCCUGCUCACUGCAUGUGCUUCUGAUAAUCUGCAGCAUCGUCGGGGCCCACAAACCCUUUAUCAAGCAAAGCCGAUCAUCAUCGAGCAGGACUGCUAUAUCGGCGCGGGGUCAACGAUCUUUCCGGGUGUGCGUAUUGGACGCGGUGCCGUCAUCGAAGCUGGUGACAUGGUGAAACGCGACGUGGCGCCUUAUCAGCUCACCAGAAACCGGCCCGGCUACUAA